UGAAGACAGAGAAUACUCAUUACUGACAAGUCCCAGUUUCUUCAACUUGUUAAAUUCUCAAAAAUUAAUCAUUAUUGAUUUGAAAAUCCUCACCUUCAUUCUAUUUGAUUGUUGUCCACAAAAAAAUUCGAAAGCAUUGAUGUUUUGAAGAUAAACGUGAUACAAAUGUAAUGAAUUAUCAGAGUAUCUUCUGUCUAAUCUAAUAUUAUGCUUUCCUAUCUAGGAUAUUUAGAGUGUCUGAAAAAUGCAUGGUUUUGUUGUACAGCAGAAUUAAUCAGAAAUGACAAUUUCUCUGAAAUGUCAAGACUUUUCCUGAUUUAAUGAAUGCCCAACAUGUAAUACAUAUAAAUAUUGUUUAAAUGUUUUUAGAUUAUCUCAAAAGUUGUAAAAAAAAAAAAAUAGACCCCUCCUGUGACAUCUGUCUAGCCCACCUCACAUUUUCUGAAAAUAUCUCUCUUCAGCAUAGAUAUAGGAUCAAAGCUCAGUUUGUUUUGAACAUCUCAGGCCCCUCUAUGGUUUCAAACAUUUGGAUCGAGUGAUGGGCAUUGCCAAUCUAAACUGAGCCAGUCUGAUCCUGGUUACCUUUAAAUUCACUUUAGAAACCAGAUGUAUUCUAGUCUCUCUGUUAGGAACGUUACAAGAAAGUGGUGUCAUCUUUUGGUGACGUAUCAAAUGUCAAACCUCUGGGAGAUGAAAGGAAAGACAAACCAAGCAAGUAACCUCGUGGAGGACCUUCAUUUUCACACGGCUUUCACUAUUGGGUUGGGAACUGGGGACAGAGAACUGAGACGCACCCUUGUAACAAAUGCUCCUCAUACAGCUUAGUAAAUGGUGGGUUUUUUUUUUUUCUAAAAGCAUGUUUUGAUAUUCUUGCCUUGAUUAGUGAACUAUACCUGUUGAUUUUACUUUUAUUACAAAACACAAUUAAAAUGUUUGCAAACUAUUACAGUAGCAUAGAACGGACGUGUGAAGCUUUUGUCUAAAAGGAAAAAUUUGAAGAUAGGAGUAGUGGUAGUCUCAGGAGGCUGAGGCAAGGUCUUGACAAGCCUUAGUAUUUUUCCUUUGAUAAAAAGAUGGUUUAGAUAACUCCUUGCUGUUUCCGAUGACUAUUAGAAGAGAGUAGAGAAUUGCGACUGAGGAAAGUGCUGUCUUGCUUAUUCAGCUUAUUAUAAAAUAAAUUAUAAUCCAAAGCAAAAACCAUUUACAAUAGGAAAAACUUCUCACAAUUUUGUGUUUUAUUCUAUGAUGAAUUAAGCAGAUAUUUGCUGAGACUCUUCUCUGUCCUAAAUAUUAUUUUGGAUAAUGGGGUGCAGCAGUAAUGCCAGCAAUGGGGAGUACUUACAGGUUACACAAAGGAAAUAACCCAACAUAUUCCUUUAUGCUGCAUAUGAUGAAAAAUACCUGAGAGAAAAAUAUGGGGUAAGAGGUGCUUUCAUAUGAACUUUUCCAUAGUUGAAUUGUUGUAUACAAUUUUAAGUUGCUGAUCGUAUGUAGAAAAUAUAAACUAGAAGUAACAUGUAAGUUUUCUUUAUGAAACCCAACCAAGUGGAACCACAAUUUUGGUACCUAGGAGACAUAAAAUUACAAAGAAACCCCAUAAGUAUUAACCUCACUUUAUGCUGAAAGAAUUUUAAGGAACCACGUGGCUAUAUGUUACUAAUUUUACAAAGUGACUGAUCAAUCACUAUUGUGUCUUUUUCUCUCUCUCAGUUUCGCCUAAAAUGUCUCCAGCUUGUCUGUGUUGUUUAUUCUUGUGAUUUUUAGAAUCUAGGGUAUUAAUAAGAAUUAUUAUUUUGUUGAGCGAGAGACUGGAUAAUUAAAAUAAUGUUAUUUAGUGUUUAAACUUCUGACCACCAAAUAGACUGUAAAAAGAAUGGAACCAUGCAGCGAUCUGUUGAAGGGCAUAGUCAACGCAUGGUGGCGCUGCAGGCUAAGACUUUAAAAAUGAGGACCGCGACAAGGAGAAAAAAAAAAAAUGCUUCUUCAGAUCCCAGGCAGAGCUCAGACCUUUGAGACUCCAGAGAAUGCUGCUAAUCUACACUUGGGAGCAGGCUAUUAACUGACAGGUCGACCACUGUCUGGAUGCCCUUAUACCCUGGGUGCAGAAGCAAAGAUGAAGAUUGGAAGGGAACACAGACAAAGGCAAGUUCUGUUGAUCUUUCUCUUGCUGGGAGUGGCUAGGGCGAGCUGGGAACCCCGCCGCUACUUUGUGAUGGAGGAAACACCCAGCGGCACUGUUUUGGCAGAUCUAGUCCAGGACCUAGGGCUGGGAGUUGCGGAGCUAGCUGCUCGAGGAGCCCAGGUAGUCUCUGAGGAAAAGGAAUCCCGCUUGCAGCUGGAUCUACAGACUGGGAAGCUAAUCUUAAAUGAAAAACUGGACCGCGAGGAGCUGUGCGGCUCCACUGAGCCCUGUGUCACUCAUUUCCAAGUGUUACUGAAAAAACCACUGGAAAUAUUUCAAGCUGAGCUACGAGUAGGAGACAUUAAUGAUCAUUCUCCCGAGUUUCCUGAAAGAGAAAUGGCCGUGAAAAUCAUAGAGAAUAGCCCUGUUGGCACUGUGUUUCUACUCAAAACAGCUCAGGAUUUGGAUGUGGGAAAUAACAGCGUUCAGAACUAUAAGAUUGGUACCAACUCUCAUUUCCACGUUUCCAUCCGCAACCAAGGUGAUGGAAGAAAAUACCCAGAGCUGGUGCUGGACAAAGAGCUUGAUCGCGAGGAGCAGGCAGCGUUCAGAUUAACUCUGACAGCGCUGGAUGGCGGUUCUCCUCCCAGGACUGGCACCUCGCAAAUCCGCAUUGUUGUCUUGGAUGUCAAUGACAAUGCCCCUGAGUUUGCACAGGCUUUCUACCGGGUGCAAAUUCCAGAGAACAGCCCCUCAGGUUCCAUGGUUGCUAAGGUCUCUGCUAAGGAUUUAGACACUGGGACAAAUGGAGAGGUAUCAUACUCUCUUUUUCAUAGGUCUCAGGAAAUGAGCAAAACUUUUGAGCUAAACGCCCUGUCAGGAGAAGUUCGGCUAAUCAAAGCACUGGACUUUGAGACAACACCUUCAUAUGAACUAGACAUAGAGGCAACUGAUGGCGGGGGUCUUUCUGGAAAAUGCUCUGUUUCUAUUCAGGUGGUGGAUGUCAACGAUAAUUACCCAGAACUAAUCAUAUCAUCGCUCACCAAUCCAAUCCCAGAAAAUUCACCAGAGACAGAGGUGGCUCUGUUUCGGGUUCGAGACCGAGACUCUGGAGAGAAUGGAAGGACAAUUUGUUCCAUCCAGGAUAGUGUUCCCUUUACACUGGAACCUUCCGUUGAGAACUUCUAUAGACUGGUGACAGAUGGAGCUCUGGACAGAGAGAUCAGAGCUGAGUACAACAUUACCAUCUCCGUCACCGACCUGGGUAUACCCAAGCUCACAACCCAGCACACCAUAACAGUGCAGGUGUCCGACAUCAACGACAAUGCCCCCGCCUUUACUCAAGCCUCCUACACCAUGUUCGUCCACGAGAACAACAGCCCUGCAUUGCACAUAGGCACCAUCAGCGCCACAGAUUCAGACUCAGGCUCCAAUGCCCACAUCACCUACUCACUGCUGCCACCCCAAGACCAGAGGCUGGCCCUCACCUCGCUAAUCUCCAUCAACGCUGACAACGGUGUGGAUCGCGACUCUGGACAGAAUGCCUGGCUGUCGUUCCAGCUACUCAAGGCCACGGAACCUGGGCUGUUCAGCGUGUGGGCGCACAAUGGUGAGGUGCGCACCACCAGGCUGCUGAGUGAGCGAGAUGCGCCCAAGCACAGGCUGCUGCUGGUGGUCAAGGACAAUGGAGAGCCUCCGCGCUCUGCUAGCGUCACACUGCAGGUGCUAAUGGUGGAUGGCUUCUCUCAGCCCUACCUGCCUCUGCCAGAGGUGGUGCGCAACCCCAGUCACCAGGAAGGUGAUGUGCUCACGCUGUACCUGGUCAUAGCCUUGGCUUCUGUGUCUUCUCUCUUCCUUUUGUCUGUGCUGCUGUUUGUGGGGGUGAGGCUGUGCAGGAGGGCCAGGGAGGUCUCUCUGGGUGGCUGCUCUGUGCCCGAGGGACACUUUCCUGGCCACCUGGUGGAUGUCAGUGGCACAGGGACCCUGUCUCAGAGCUACCAGUAUGAGGUGUGUCUUUCAGGAGAUUCUCAGAGUAAUGAGUUCAAGUUCUUGAAGCCUGUGUUUUCUGGUAUUGUAGACCAAAACUAUGGUAGGCAACCAGAUGAUCAGUCCUUCCCAAGUGUUUUAGGCAUGUGAAACUUCACAUUUCGCUCUCUGCAUUCUUCUGUCGCUUUUGCUUUUGCAUUUUCUUUUCAAAACUGGUAGUAAUGUUUACUUGUGUUUGUUUUCCCAUUUCUCUGCUAGUUUGCAUAGUAUUGCUGUUGGUUUAUUAGCUUGUUAACUGUUUAAGUAUUUUUCCAAUUCUAUUGUUGCUGAACAUUUUACAUUAGGACACUUCAUGUUCCUGAUUGAAUUUGCCAUAGUCUGUCCUAAAGAAUGUGUGUUUUCUGUAAUGAAUAAAAUUCUAAUUAUAAAAGUAUACUUCCUGUCCUAGGGGAAUAGAUUAGUUUAUAGAGUGCUUAUGUGUUUGUUGGAGGCCUUAUGUUGGAUCCCUCCAUAAAUACAGCACUUGGAGGUGGAGGCACGCUAUCAGAAACUCAAGGUCAUCUUCUACAUAGAGUAUGCAAGCUUAGCCUGGACUAUGUGAUGAACAAGGUGGAUUAAGUCUCAAAAAAUAAAAAUAUAAUUCUGGUGUGUGAUCCCAUAGAAGAACAUAUGAUUUCUUUUAAAUAAUAUGUCAUUUUAAAAUCAAAAGCCCUUAGUUUUAUUAUUUGCAUGGCUGUGGCUUCAGUAGCCUCAUUUGUCUUUUCUUUGGAAGCAGUUCAUAUUCGUUAAUGUCAAGUUUCUUCCAGAUUCCCUAAUUAUGUUUUCUAUUCUCCAACACUGUAAAUAUCAUCUCACGGAAACCAGACCCACAUCAUCCAUUCUCUCUUAUAACUUAAUAUUGAAAGGGGUAGAAUUCUCUUCAUUGUCUUUAGCUGAUGGGAGCACGUGGCGUGAUACUGAUGACAUAAAGUCAA
This is a messenger RNA of Mus caroli (Ryukyu mouse), 5082 nucleotides long. Lineage: Eukaryota; Metazoa; Chordata; Mammalia; Rodentia; Muridae. The record is from RefSeq and is a predicted model, not a curated record.